Messenger RNA from Rubroshorea leprosula, 857 nucleotides. NCBI's taxonomy places the organism in Eukaryota, Viridiplantae, Streptophyta, Magnoliopsida, Malvales, Dipterocarpaceae. The record is from the annotation of a GenBank genome assembly.
CGUAUUCUAUUCGCUUUUCCUCUAAUUUUCUACGUAAUCUUCGGUGCUGCGUGAUUUGGAUCCCGUAACUGAAAUAUCACUAUGGCAUCUUCAGCUCAGCUCCGGCUCAUGUCCGAUCUCAAAUCCAUAAUAAACGAGCCGCCGGAGGGGUGUAGUGCGAGUCCGUUGUCCGAUGCUAACCUGUUCGUCUGGAGUGCCACGAUCUUCGGUCCCGAUGAGACUCCCUGGGAAGGUGGAGUUUUUAGUUUGAGGUUGACAUUUGGCGAGAAUUAUCCCGAAAAGGCUCCCCGCGUUUGGUUUACAUCUGAAAUGUUUCAUCCAAAUGUUUAUCACGAUGGUACACUGUGCAUGGAUAUCAUUCAGGAUGCGUGGUCACCCUGCCACAAUGUGUCUACAAUUUUGACAUCCAUUCAGUCGCUUCUCACUGACCCAAAUCCAGCAAGUCCUGCAAAUCCAGAGGCUGCUCAGCUGUUUCAGCAUGACGUCCAAGCUUAUAACAAGAAGGUGCGCCAAUGUGCUCGCAGAUCCAUUGAAUCAUUAUAAAAUCUGUUGGAGACUCAUCUCUUAAUCCCUGUUUCAUCCUUCCAUUUCCUUUCUGGGGAAUUGUUAUGCUGCCAAAUUUCAUGCCAAUCAUUUGGUGCAAAUCCUACUUUCUGUGUAUUUUUGUUCGCCAAUCUUGAUUUCCACCAUAGUCUCAAGUCUUGUGAAUACUACUGAAAUAUCUCUGGAGUUCAGAAGUGAUAACAAAGAACAACUAUAAAUUGGGGUUCAAUUGGGAAUCACAUUCUUUAGACCUUUAUGAAUUGAUUGAUUUUGAUGGAUGUAGACUAUUACUUGACCUGUUAUAAGAUUGUGAA